This is a messenger RNA of Aureobasidium uvarum, 303 nucleotides long. The record is from the annotation of a GenBank genome assembly. NCBI's taxonomy places the organism in Eukaryota, Fungi, Ascomycota, Dothideomycetes, Dothideales, Saccotheciaceae.
AUGGACUUCUGGCGUUUUAACCAGCCCCAGACAGUCAAUCUUCAGAAAAUUGAGGCCGGCAUCGAUGUUCGCACCACCAUCAUGGUGCGUAACAUCCCUAACCGCGUCGACUUUGAGGACCUUAAGCUCUUCCUCGAUGCCACCUCGGAGGGCCACUACGAUUUCUCGUACGUCCGUAUCGACUUGUCCAACAACCUGGAUGUCAACUUUGAACUUCAACCUCAAGAUCUUUGUAUCUACUCAAACUUUACUUGUGUCUUUGUGAGUUUUCUGUCUAACUUGCAGCCACGCUCAGGUCGCUGA